Molecule: messenger RNA, 1596 nt
Organism: Giardia duodenalis
Lineage: Eukaryota; Fornicata; Diplomonadida; Hexamitidae
Exons: 1
Coding region: 1-1596 (531 amino acids)
Source: RefSeq, a predicted model, not a curated record
AUGGACGUCCAGGCACUGCGCAAGGACAUCGUGGCAAAAGAAGCACAGAUUUCGUCCUUGAAGACAGACCUCCUCAAGGUACAGCAGGCUGCAGCUGAGCAGACUAGAGAGCUUAAAUUCCAAGAAGAGUACAUUGUCAGACUGAAAAUGGCCCUUAAGGCACGAGCAUCUGAUUUGAAAGUGGAUGAACGUGUGUUAUUUGCCAUUCUAAACGGCUGCAAGGAAAGAAAGCAAAUAGCAAAUCUUGAGAUUGAAAAUCAGCAGCUUCGCGUCAAGAACGCUACGUGCAAGCAACUUAUAACUGAAAUUACUAAUGCCACUAAAAUUGCAAGGGAUGCGCUAGCAGAGAGGCAAGAGGAAGUGAAGCAUCUGAGAGCCCAGCUGCUGGAGAUGCACAGACAGAAAAAUAGCAAUGAACUUCUUUUAACAGAAAUCCGGCAACUAACCGAGAGAAAGGAUCACUUAGAGGACAAGGUUCACAAGCUACUGGAGGAGAAUGCUACCGCCGUGCAGUUGAAUAAUAGUUUACAAGCCGUUCAGAACGACUUCCUUGUCGAGCAUGGCCAACUGAGGGACAAGUAUGAAGAACUGCUUCGUUGGAAGGAAGAGCACGACUCCGCAUCUCUUUCUCUGAAAGCAAAGACUGCCUAUUCUGGUCCCGUGAGCACAGAAGGCGGUGACAAGAGCAUUCAAACAUCACCGCUGACGCCGGUUCCAGCAGACCACCAGGAUAUCAUAUCAAGCGCGCUCGAUGUGGAGCAAUUGGAUGCCAGUGGCAGUGGGGCACCGUCCUAUGGUGUCGGGCUAGACAAGAGCCAGACCAUCAGCAGCUUGGUUGAAAGAAUAGUGUUGAACACCGAUUUUGGCGAGGGCAGCAAGACUCUAGACGCCACCUGUCAAACGUGUAUAGGCCUAUAUAAGGAAAGAGAUAAAUUAAAAGCAGAGAUCAAUCGCUUAAAUGAUGAGCUCACAUGGAUCAAUGGGCAGAUCUUGGAAGAAAGGUCUAAGGUAGAUGAGCAAGCAGAGAAAAUCGGCGCUUUGGAGGCAGAAAACGCAAGCUUGAACGCUAAAUUUGGAAAUGAAAUUGAUUCCAUGACAGCCCUGUUGAAGGACAUGGCCCCCAAGUGUCAGAAAAUGAUAGACCUGAUUAUCGAGAUAUCCAAGAACGUCAUCAACUCUAACGAUGGCUGCACAGAUGAGCAGAAGAUAUUGAAAAUCUGCGACUUGAUCAUCUCUAGCGAGAUCCCAGAGGUGAUGAGCACAGAAUUGCAGUCAAUGUACGCCACUGCACGAGAGAAAGAUGGGAUUGACGUGAGAGAAACCCCAGCAAUCCUGCGCGUGCACGACAAUGACGAGAACAAUGGGGAUAGCUAUCAUACAGAUGAGCCGGGGUUGGUGCUGAGCAGCCCCACAGUCACUACAGAUAAGCCGGAGGGGCAGAUUCUGGACAAGGUCAACGCCUUGUUGGAACAAUCACUAACGUAUGACUAUAGCUUCGGGAGCUAUGCUGGGGACGCCGACUUAAUGAGCGUUGAUCAAAAGCUAAAGGAAUUACACAGAUUCCUUGACGUCCACAGCCUUCAUCUUAAUGGUUAG